Acanthosepion pharaonis is the source of this 903-nucleotide messenger RNA. Lineage: Eukaryota; Metazoa; Mollusca; Cephalopoda; Sepiida; Sepiidae. The record is from the annotation of a GenBank genome assembly.
AUGCUCCCCACCUCUUUCGCUCUCUCCUUCUUCCUCUUUCUCUCUCUCUCCUUCUUUCUCUCCCUCCCUCUUUCUCUCUCCUUCUUUCUCUCUCGCUCCCUCUUUCUCUCUCUCCUUCUUUCUCUCUCUCCCGCUUUCUCUCUCUCUCCCUCUUUCUCUCUCUCCUUCUUUCUCUCUCUCCUUCUUUCUUUCUCUCUCUCUCCCUCUUUCUCUCUCCUUCUUUCUCCCGCUCCCUCUUUCUCUCUCUCCUUCUUUCUCUCUCUCCCUCUUUCUCUUGCUCCCUCUUUCUCUCUCUCCUUCUUUCUCUCUCUCCUUCUUUCUCUCUCUCCCUCUUUCUCUCUCCUUCUUUCUCUCGCUUCCUCUUUCUCUCUCUCCUUCUUUCUCUCGCUCACUCUUUCUCUCUCUCCUUCUUUCUCUCGCUCCUUCUUUAUCUCUCUCCUUCUUUCUCUCGCUCCCUAUUUUCUCUCUCUCCUUCUCUUUCUCUCUCUCUCCUCUUUCUCUCUCCUUCUUUCUCUCGCUCCCUCUUUCUCUCUCCUUCUUUCUCUCUCUCUCUCUUUCUCUCUCUCCUUCUUUCUCUCUCUCCCUCUUUCUCUUCCCUCCUCUCUCGGUUUCUUUAUCCUUUCUUUCUCUCCUCUUCCUUUCUUUUGUUCUUUCUUUCAUUUUUUCCUUCUUUCACCAUUUAUUUUGUCCUUUCAUAAUUUGUUUAUUUGUCAUUUUCCCUUUUUUAUUUAUUUACCCUUUUCUUUGUCCUUAUUUCUUUCAUUCUUUCUUCCCUUUCUUUCUUUUUUCUUUCUUUCUUUCUUUUCUUUUUUCCUUUUCUUUCUUUCUUUCUUUUUUCUUUCUUUCUUUCUUUUCUUUUUUCCUUUUCUUUCUUUCUUUCUUUUUUCUCUCAUUCAGUUUUAA